Molecule: messenger RNA, 3672 nt
Organism: Dromiciops gliroides (monito del monte)
Lineage: Eukaryota; Metazoa; Chordata; Mammalia; Microbiotheria; Microbiotheriidae
Gene: ITGA2B
Product: integrin subunit alpha 2b
Biological process (GO): integrin-mediated signaling pathway; angiogenesis; cell adhesion mediated by integrin
Cellular component (GO): integrin complex; external side of plasma membrane
Molecular function (GO): integrin binding
Source: RefSeq, a predicted model, not a curated record
UGGUUUUCCCCCACCUGCCAAAACAGCAGACUCAGCGGGCAGUGUUAUAGGAAUGUUGUCUCAUCUGUCAUUCAUUGAGUUAUUUUGGGGGCCAGCUUGAUAAGGAGCAACUUCCUGAGGUUGGCAGGGGUGGAGUGGAAGAAAAGAAGACUUUGUCUUAAGAGUUCUAUUCAGGGGGCAUCAGCAGGAGGAUGAUGGUUAGAACUCAGUGCCUGCUGCCUACUCUGUGGCUCUCGAAUUGGAUACAUCUGCUUCUGGUGCCUGGCAGUGUUCCCCCUGCCUGGGCCCUGAACCUGGAUGCUACACAGCCAGUCUUCUAUGUAGGCCCCAAUGGCAGCCACUUUGGAUUUGCUCUGGAUUUCUACCAGGAUGGCUAUGGAGGCAUUGGCAUCAUGGUAGGAGCUCCACGGGCUGUAGGCCUCCAGGGGGAGGAGACUGGAGCUGUGUUCCUGUGUCCCUGGGCAACCCAGGGGAGUACCUGCAGCCCCCUGACCUUUGACCUCAAGGAUCAGACCAGCAGCGUGGGCUCCAUGACUUUCAAAACCUUCAAGACCAAGCAGGGGCUUGGUGCAUCCGUUGCAAGUUGGAAGGAAAACAUUGUGGCUGGCGCUCCCUGGCAGCACUGGAACGCGUUGGAGCUGACCGAGGAGGCCGGAAAGACACCCGUCGGGAGCUGCUUCGUGGCCCAGCUCAAGAGCGGCCGUCGGGCGGAGUAUGCGCCCUGCCGGGAGAAUGCCAUGAACCAGCACUACCUAGCUAACUACCGCAGAGACUUGCGCUACUGCGAAGUAGGGUUCAGUUCCACCAUCACCCAGUCUGGGGAGCUGGUUCUGGGGGCUCCUGGAGGCUACUAUUUCAUAGGUCUGGUAGCCCGGGCUCAGCUUUCUGACAUCGUGGCCAGCUACACCCCUUCCUCACUCCUCUGGACUGUGCCCUCCCAGCGCCUGAGCAUGGAUGUCUUUAGACCUGAGCACCGGGACUCCUACCGGGGGUACUCGGUGGCUGUGGGAGAAUUUAAUGAAAACCCUAAAGAUACAGAAUAUGUACUGGGUGUCCCCAACUGGAGCACAACACUGGGAGCGGUGGAAAUUUUUUAUCAGAAUCUCAGCAUCCUGCAUUUGCUACAAGGAGAGCAGGUUGCAUCAUACUUUGGGCACACAGUGGCAGUGACUGACAUCAACAGUGAUGGGAAAGAUGACCUGCUGGUAGGUGCCCCGCUCUUCAUGGAACACCAAGCCAACCGAAAACUGGCAGAAGUGGGACGGGUAUACAUCUACCUGCAGCUUCGAACCCCACAUACCCUGGGCAGCCCCAAGCAUCUGACUGGCACUGAGUUGUACGGGCGCUUUGGCUCAGCUAUUGCUCCUCUUGGUGAUCUGGACCAGGAUGGGUACAAUGAUGUAGCAGUAGGUGCCCCAUUUGGAGGACCCAAUGGACAGGGCCGAGUGUUUAUAUUCCAGGGACAAGAUGAGGGCCUGAGCCCAAACCCAUCACAGGUUCUAGAUAGCCCUUUCCACCAAGGUUCUGGCUUUGGCUUUGCCCUGAAAGGGGCCACCGACAUUGAUAAAAAUGGAUACCCAGAUCUGCUGGUGGGGGCAUUUGGAGCCAGCCAAGUGGUUGUAUACAGGGCCCAACCUGUGGUGUUAGCCACUGUACGAUUAGUGGUACCAGAGGUAUUGAACCCAGCUGCGAAGAACUGUGACCUCCCCAGCCCAAAGACUGUAGUUGCUGUCAGCUGUUUCGAUAUCCAGAUGUGUUUUGAGUGUCUGGGAGCAACAGUCCCGAAGAAGCUUCGUAUAAAUGCCGAGCUGCAGCUGGACAGGCUGAAACCACGAACACGGUCCGGCGUGUACUCUUGCUGGGGCUCUCUGCAAUCAAGCACCACACUAGAAUUAGAAUUAGGCAGUGACCAGAACUCUAUCUGCCAUGACACCAAGGCCUUCCUGCAGGAUGAGGCUGAAUUCCGGGACAAGCUGAGCCCCAUCGUGCUGAGUUUUAAUGUGUCCUUAAAGAACCAGGGGGCUGGAGGCUCUCUGCCCCUGGUACUGAAUGGAGACACUCACGUCCAGAAGCAGACACGCAUCAUACUGGACUGUGGGGAAGACGACGUGUGCAUACCCCAGUUACAACUCAAUGCCAGCAUGAAAGGUUCUCCACUCCUGAUUGGUGCAGACAAUGUGCUGGAACUACAAGUGAAUACCACCAAUGCGGGUGAGGGUGCCUAUGAGGCUGAGCUGGCGGUACAUCUGCCCCAAGGUGCCCAUUUCAUGCAGGCACUGAGUGACAUCAAGAACUUUGAGAAACUACUUUGUAUCCAGAAGAAGGAGAAUGAGAGUCAGUUAGUGCUGUGUGAACUGGGCAACCCCAUGAAGAAGGGUGCCAGGAUGAAAAUUCUUAUGCUGGUGAGUGUGGGAAACCUGGAAGGAGCUGGGGACAGCGUCUUGUUUGUGCUGCAGGUUAAGAGCAAGAAUAGUCAAAAUCCUAACAGUGAAAGCUUUUCCUCAUGGAGGGUCCCAGUCAGGGCUCAAGCCCAUGUGAGCUGUUUGGGUGAGGGGGGGGCAGAGAACUCUUUCCCAGCUACCUUGGUGCUCUCCCCACCCCCUGAGGGAAACCUGGGGAACAAGGACCCUGACGUAGACAGGAGUACCUACAAGAUGGGAAGAUGCUUCAAGGUGGAACAUGCAUUUGAGCUCCAUAACCAGGGUCCAGGGACAGUGACGGGGCUUCGGCUCUGGAUAGGCUUCCCUAGCCGUUCCCAUACUGAUGACCUGCUCUACGUGCUGGAUGUUCACACCCAAGGAGACCUCGAAUGCUCUGCUCAGCCUUCCCCCAAUCCCCUUAAUCUGAAAAUUGGGCAACCUACCCCUGCUCCCACCUCUGCCUCCAGCCACCCUUUCCAGCACGAUCGAGAGAAGAGAAGCGCAUUCACCCCAGAGCAUUUAGGGCCCUCUGGGCUCCAGGAACCAAUGCUUCUGAACUGCGACAUGCCCUGCACUUUGGUGAAAUGUGGGCUGAAGCAGAUGGGAGCGAGGAGCCAGCGGGUUAUGGUCACCAUCUCUACCAUUCUGUGGAUGCCUAGCCUCCUCAAGAGGGCCCCUGGAAACAGUUUUGUCCUGCAGUCUAAAGCCUGGUUCAACGGCUCUGUGCCUUAUGAUGUGCCUGCUGAGAGCCUGCCUCAAGGACCACGUGUGUGUGGGGGGGUGUUCACCCAGGUGGAGACCAAGCUGCUUCGGGCAAGCCUGGAAGAAAGGGAGAUUCCCACCUGGUGGGUGGCCGUGGGCGUGAUAGGUGGUCUGCUUUUGCUGGCCUUGCUCAUCCUUGUAAUGUGGAAGGUUGGCUUCUUCAAAAGGAAUCGCCCGCCCCUGGAAGAAGAGGAAGAAGAGGAAUAAAUAAAUACUUCCUCCCCUCCCUCCCUCAUACUUUGAAGGAAGGCCUGUUCUCUCACCUUGGUCUGUUGCCCUCUUUGCCCUUCCUUAGCUCCAUUGGCUGUAUCCACCCUCCCCAGAUCCCUGAAGCCACUCUUUGUGUGUGUGGAGGGUGGGGGAAGGAAGGCAGGCUUGAACCUGGCCAGACAAGGCCUCCCAAAUCCAGGCUGCUCUUGGUAUCCUCUCUCCAACCCAGAUACUUCUGAUUUUGUCAUUAUUCCCAGAAAAAUGAACCCUAAUAAAUGAA